AAUGCACUUACUGUUUUCGUAAGCAAAGGAAAUAUAAUUGAAGCAGUCGCCUCAUUCAGUCAUUGAAAAUAGAACCUAAGAUAGCACUAGCAGGUAGAGGCCAGAAUGUUGUCUACUGGGCCAGAGUGCAAACUCUAUCCGAUUAUCUACUUAUUGCAACUCCUCUGCAGGUGUCGACAUGAUUAUUCUCUCCUUCCUAUCUACUUUCGAUAAUGGCCAAACCAUCGCAUUAGUUAUCGUCUCGAUUAGUGAAUGUCGUGGCUCAUAUUCAUUGCAAUCAGAUCCUGAGGCCCAGCUGAUCGGUCAGGAUCUCUGGGAAGGUUACGGGAAUACCAACGGGACGGGAGCCAUGCCGCGACCAUCUGGAAUCAUAUUCGUUAAUGGGGGGUUUCAAUAUCGAAAACACAAUUGGAAGGCAAUUUUAUUCGUUCCUGAUUUCCAUGUUACGUUCACACUUUGA
Talaromyces stipitatus ATCC 10500 is the source of this 460-nucleotide messenger RNA. RefSeq lists its product as uncharacterized. The transcript has 3 exons. The record is from RefSeq and is a predicted model, not a curated record. Bases 179 to 460 code for a protein of 93 amino acids. Lineage: Eukaryota; Fungi; Ascomycota; Eurotiomycetes; Eurotiales; Trichocomaceae.